CAUAAUAACACUUGUGCCCAACGCUAAAAGCCCACCUCUCCCCUCUCUCUCUCUCUCUCUCUCUGCUGCUGCAUCGCCCCGCAGCAGCGAGGACGGCGACGGCGGAUUCAGGCGGAAGUGGUGCUACUUCGUCGCCGGCGCUGGCAAGAGGAAAGGAUUCAGAGUAAAGGAUAGAUUGAUGGAUUGGUGGGACAAAGUGAUCUUCCCCGUCCGCCGCGUUUGGGUCGCCGUUUCUGCUCGCGUCAAGUCCCGCAAACACGGUAAUUAUACUAUUUCUCUACUUCUUCCCUCCCCUGUUCUUGCAGUUUUGACCCAUCGCCCGCCGAUUUUGCUUCUUGUUGUCGGCUUCUUUCUUUCCUUUCGUUUUAAUUCCGACAAAUUCCUUUCUUCGGGAAAGCGUUUAUAAAGCCAAAACUAGAGAAAAUCAAGCAAAUCGGAGAAUCGAUUGCCCCGAUUUCGAAGUUGCAACGGCAAGCCAUUUUUUUUAUUAAUUAUUUUGCCGACGAGAGAAUUGUUUAGCUGGUAAUUUAAAUAUAUAAUAAUAAAUUCCUCCAAAAAUACUAAUUCGACUGUGUAAACUCCUUCCAAUUUUAAUUUUUCCAUUCUGCAUAAAGAAAAUUGUACGAAAUAUCCCUUUGGUAUACAUCUACACGCCGAAAGUUGGCCACUUUCUUUCUGAAUUUCAAACAAUUUGUAAGAUUUUGAUUACCCAUGAUCUUAUUUGUUUACCCCUUCCUUUAAUCAUUAGUUAUAAUAAAUAAUAAAAAAACUUGAUUUGGCCAUGUGAGUUCAUCAGCAAGUGGUAAAUAAAAGUAAAAAAGAGGAAGCAAUCAUAAUUAUAUGUUGUUUAUUUCCCCUUGAGGAGCAUUCUUGAUCGAUGGCUGUUGUGGUUGGAGAUCCUCCUUACCGUUUAACGAUCUUUAAUUCCACUUCUGGUAAAUAGAAUCAUAAAUUUCAGUGGACCGUCUCCGUCCAAGCCAAAAGCAUACCGACGCGGAGCCAUAAAUAAUAUCAUACAUAUAUAAUAAUAACGCAUUUGUCGUCUACGAAUGCGUUAUUAUUAUUUAACUAAUCAGAAAUCGUGACCACUUGGAACUUGGAAGCACCUCGGUCACUAGAUAUUACACAUGAUUUAUUAUUUGUGUAUUCAAAUUAUUAUGUGAUAUCAACUUCUGGAAUCAGUUCAAGCCGACAACCAAAAAAAAAGAUGGAAAACGGAGUUAACGGACUAACGGCGGGGGUGGGGUGGGUUUUCCGUUUUGUAACAGGUGGCGGGAUUCUGAUGCUUCACAACGACGUUCAGACUUGCGGGUACGAGGACGUCCAAGUCAUGUGGGAAAUGCUGCGGCGCUCCCAACUUGAGAUCAGCAGCAGCAGCAGCAAUGGCAAUCUCCUGAAGCAGCAUCGACCGUUCUGGCGAAGCUUCGUGUGGUCGUCGUCGUCGAACGCUCUUCGUCGUAAUCGCAGGACUAGCAGCUCCACUUCGCCUCUCGUGGCUGAUAUAGCCUGAGUUCACAUAGUCAGUAAUCAAUCCCUCUCCCUUGCGGUCACUACCCAGGCAGCCGUCAAUGCAACCGCGCAUGGUACAGUGCUGUUUUCACUACCAUCCUUCUGUAAAUACCAUAACUUGGUCUUUUGCUUCGAUGAAAGAUGAAAUCUAUUUAAAAAAAAUAAAUGGAUGUUUGUGUCUCUGACAAUUUGGAAUGAUUUGGUGAAGGAUGUAUUACUCCUUCCUUCAAUCCUUCACAGAAGUAACAAAAAAAAAGGGGUAAAUAAGAAUCAACGCUCAUCAUUUUC
Molecule: messenger RNA, 1797 nt
Organism: Linum trigynum
Lineage: Eukaryota; Viridiplantae; Streptophyta; Magnoliopsida; Malpighiales; Linaceae
Source: the annotation of a GenBank genome assembly